Molecule: messenger RNA, 1209 nt
Organism: Pollicipes pollicipes
Lineage: Eukaryota; Metazoa; Arthropoda; Thecostraca; Pollicipedomorpha; Pollicipedidae
Product: transient receptor potential channel pyrexia-like
Exons: 5
Coding region: 1-1209 (402 amino acids)
Biological process (GO): monoatomic ion transmembrane transport
Cellular component (GO): transmembrane transporter complex; membrane
Molecular function (GO): monoatomic ion channel activity
Source: RefSeq, a predicted model, not a curated record
AUGGCUGCCCACGUGCUGCAGCAGGCCGUGCGCGACGGCUCGGAGCCGCUCGUGCGCAUGCUGCUCGAGCACGGCGCCGACGCGGGCGCGAGCGUGGAGGCGCGCGACAGGGCCGGUCGCACGCCGCUGGCGGACAUUGCGCGGCGCUGCCCCGAGUGCCUGGAGGCCGUGUUUGAUCACUACCUGGGGCUGUCGGAGCCCGGCGGACCGGCGGACCGGCGCGUCGUGUUCGACUACAGCGUGUUCGACCCGCGCCUGCUCCAUCUGCCGUCUUGGGACGAGAAGGGCUUCGCGGAGACGCAUCUGCUGGACAGCGUCGGCGACCACCGCGUGCGCAAGCGGCUGUUCUUGCACCCGCUCUGCCAGACCUUCCUCAACCUCAAGUGGAACAUCGUGUGGCCGUAUUACGUAUUGUACACGACCAUGUUCGCGAUGUUUGUCGCCUGCUUCAACGUGUUCGUUGUGGUGGUGCUUCAGAGCCCGGGCUUCGUGGCCGCCAGCCGCCUCGAGAACCAGCCGCUGGAGACGGCCAUGCUGGUGCUCACCAGUCUGACGGUGCUGAGCCUGUUGCUGCGCGAACUGCGGCGUCUCUUCGUCAUGCGGCCGCUCGCCUACCUGCGCGCCUCCGAGAACCUGGUCGUCUGGUUCUGCUGCGUGUCGGCGGUCACCUGCCUGGCCGCGGCCUACCGCAGCCCGCCGUUCUUCCGCCAGUUGAGUGCGGCGACGCUGCUCGUCUCGUGGACCGAGCUGCUGUACCUGCUCGGCCUGGCCGAGUUCGCCUCGAUCCACGUGAUGACGCUCGUGACGCUCGUGCGCACCAUGACGCUGUUCAUGAUGGUGUACGCGCUCAUCAUGCUGGCGUUCGCCAGUUGCUUCCUGGUGCUGUUCCACGGCCAGGAGGAGUUCGGCAGCGCGGCCGAGACCUACCUCGCGACGCUCGUCAUGUCGAUAGGCGAGCUAAACUACGCGCCGGCGCAGCUGCGCGGCUCCGGCUUCGGCUACGUCGCCUACGUGCUCUUCAUCUUCGGCGUGCUCAUCAUCACGAUGAACGCCAUGAUCGGCCUGGCCGUCAACGACACGCGCCACAUCGAGCGGCGCGCCAGCGUGCGUCUGCACACCAAGCACCUCGACGAGGUGGCCAAGGUCAACACGAACGUGCGGCUGGUACUCGACAUGCUGGACCAGGCGCGCAGGUGGGACGACAAUUGA